UAAAAUCAAAAGUAGUUACAGUUUUUCUCAGUCGCUUUGGUGCGUUUCUCAGAUCAGAAUUGAAAUUCUCAUAACUAUUAGUUCAACCUCCACAACACUCAGUCAUUUGUGCACAUCAUAGUAUCAAUUUCUCCCCUCUCUGAACAAACUGCAAAUGAUUUUGGACAUGAAUCAGUUGCUUCCAUACAUUUCCCUGCUGCUUUCUGACAUUUCCAUUUGCUUAUGUCAUGUCAGUCAAAAGUAAUCAUACCUAUGGAUGCUGAAUAGUCGUUCCCAAUAAAACUAAUAGUCAUACAUCCAUUGCUUGAGUCAUCACACACAAAAUUGUUGAACUAGUUAUCACAUGCCAAAUAUUGGCCAUCUGUCAAGCAAAUCCUAUACCUUUCUGUAUCAUUUUUCCUGGAAAUGGCUCCGAAAUUGAACAGUUGAUCUCAGGUGAAUUACAGCUGUCACUCAUGAGGAGGCGUGUGAAAGUUCAGUUGUAACCAAUGACAAACAACUUGUUCACUGUCAAUUAUGGAUGAAUCCUGUGAAUCCCCAAUUGGCAAGCAUAUAUAAACUGCGCAGGAGCUAGUGUGUACCAUUUCUACACUUCUGUGACACAAAAUGGAAGGUCAGCACCGUGGAAGAGGGGUGAGGAUGCGGGGAGGAAGGGGAAGGGGAAGAGGGAGAAGAGGCAGAUAUAGGCGGAUUCCUAAUGAAAUAAGGGCUACAAUUGUGGACCAUGUUGUCAAUCACGGCCUCACCAUGGAGGAGGCUGGUCGAAGGGUGCAACCCAAUAUUGGAAGAACUACUGUCAGUUCAAUCAUUCAAACAUUCCGUAGGGAAAACAGGUAUGCAAACAGUAAUUCACUGUACUGUACUGUGCCAUCUCAGACACAUCACAUGUUACUGUACUGUAUUUGCAAAUUCACAAAAAGUCCACUCUGCACCACAUAGGAUUGAAAGACAACCUCACGGAGGCGGAAGAGGGCCCCUUUUUACCCCACAGCAAGAAGAAGCCAUUUGUGCAAUGGUCAUUGCAAACAAUGCAAUAAAGCUGAGAGAAAUACAAAGCACUGUCAUAGAGAAUCACACGGUAUUUGGCAAUAUUGAAUCUGUUUCAAUUUCAACAAUUGACAGAGUACUCAAGAAGAAUGAAAUCCACAUGAAGCAAUUGUAUAAAGUGCCAUUUGAACGAAACAGUGACAGGGUGAAGGAGAUCCAUCACCAGUAUGUGCAGCGUGUACUGGAGCUGGAAGCCAGGGAAACACUGCACACAUUCAUAUAUGUUGAUGAGGCAGGUUUCAAUCUGGCCAAAGGCAGAAGGCGUGGAAGGAAUCGCAUUGGACAGAGGGCAACCACUGAAGUCCCUGGUCAGCGCGGAGGGAAUAUUACCAUGUGUGCAGCCAUCUCAGACAACGGCGUCCUCACCCAUAUCCCCCUUCUUGGUCCAUACAAUACCCAACAUCUCCUGACAUUUUUAGACACUCUUUACAGGGACCUAGUCCCUGAGAAUGAGAGAGGUGGAGGCCAACUCAGCAAGUAUGUUGUUGUCUGGGAUAAUGUCCGUUUUCACCACUCCCAUCAGGUCAGAGAGUGGUUUGCAGCACAUGACAGAAUUCUGGUUGAAUAUCUCCCUCCAUAUUCCCCAUUCCUUAAUCCAAUAGAGGAGUUUUUCUCUGCCUGGAGGUGGAAAGUUUAUGACCGGCAUCCACAUGAGCAAAUGGCCCUGCUAGCAGCCAUGGAUGCAGCAUGUGACGACAUCACAGCAGGGUCCUGCAGAGGAUGGAUUCGCCACUCCAGGAGAUACUUUCCUCGCUGCAUUGCGAGGGAUAACAUCUGUUGUGAUGUUGAUGAAAAUAUGUGGCCAGACAGACAGGAGCGUCUGGAUGUGCCAGAAUGAUUUACUGUACUGUUACAUGUGCUGUUUAUUGUUCACAUUAGUGCACAGCUCUACCAAAUGGGUGAUUUUAUGUUUACAUGUAUUCUACAGUGAACAAGUGACUGUAGCAUAUUUUUCUUUUGCACAAUUCUGUAGGAUUACAAACACUUCUACACAAUGGAAAUGUGAAACGUACGUAUUCAGUGUCUCAGUUACUCCCAAGA
This is a messenger RNA of Oreochromis niloticus (Nile tilapia), 2088 nucleotides long. RefSeq lists its product as uncharacterized. The transcript is spliced from 2 exons. Gene Ontology annotation, molecular function: nucleic acid binding. The coding region runs from base 725 to 1885 and encodes 386 amino acids. The record is from RefSeq and is a predicted model, not a curated record. NCBI's taxonomy places the organism in Eukaryota, Metazoa, Chordata, Actinopteri, Cichliformes, Cichlidae.